AUGCAUUCCCCGCAGUCAGUCCUUGUACAUGCUUCACACUUUUUACACCUGGUACGCCUUCGCCGCGGGAAAGCUCUUUCAGACUUCUCUUCCGCGUCCGGAUUAUCGUGUCGAUGUUGUUCUACCAGACAUCGAACAUCGUGAAUUAAGGCAACGGGAUCGCGAAUCAGCUCAGGCACAUUCUUUUUAGUAGAAGUAAAGAUGACGACGGAACAUAAAGGAAUGAAACAUUUUGUCCAAAGAGCACCUGUCGUGACAAACUCGCAAAAAGGAGUUGUGGAAUAUUUCUUAUCCAAGCAAGAAGACCACAAUAUUAAAAAGUAUCCUGAAUGGGAUAAGCCAAGAGUUUACCCAGCGUUAGAAGUGGUCAGAGCUCGCAGUGAUUUAACAAAAGUUGAGGAGAAAUUACGCGAAAAAUGGGUCGAACAGGAGAAAAGGCGAAAACUCAUGGACGAACAGUGGGCCGAGAUGAGAUUGCAGGAAUCGAUAUUGCGUGAAUCGUUUAUAAAAUUCAAUAGAUUUGUCAGGGAAAAUCAGGAAAAACGCGAGCGCGCGGAAGCGAAGAUCAAAGAGGAACGUGAACGUCAAGCGAAGCGGCUCGAAGAAAUCGAAGAGUUGACCGCUAAGUUAGUUUACAUGAAAGAAGUUCGCGACAAGAUGAAGACGCACGUGGAAGAAUACAGAAAGUAUCAAACGUACUUGGAUAAAGUUAUAAACGAUACCUCAGAAUUUCAGUCCAUCGCAGAAAUUUUUAAUCGUUACGAAACUCUAAUGGAGGCGCGUACGAUUUUAUCUGAGCACCAGGAUAAGAAUCUUCAGAUAUUAGAGGAACGAGGAGCGGAACUAUAUCACAUGACGGAAUCAAAGACACAGAAAUUUAUGGGACUGAACAAUAAAUUAGCGCAAUUGCAAGCGCGACGGGACAGGGCGGAGGUGCGAGCUCGCAAAUGGGAGACGAUCGUUUCUAAGAUAAAAGUGACUGCCGCGGAGAAAAAUUUAGAGCAUACGCAGGUAAAAACGUGUUGCUGGAAUCUGUAUCAACAGAUCUGCAAAAGAAAGGGUGUUCCCGUUACCGCGGACAAAGACGACGUCGAGCAGCAGCUGAACGACAUCAAACGGACGAUCCUCGAAUUAAAACGACUCCUCAAGAUCGCGAAAAAAGAUGCGCCCAAAGAAGCGCAGAAGACUUGAUAGAACAAUUUCAAGUUGUUUGUAAAUAAAUAUAUUUUAUCGCAAAGUAAUAAAGUAAAUACUGAUAAACGCUA
Molecule: messenger RNA, 1265 nt
Organism: Megachile rotundata (alfalfa leafcutting bee)
Lineage: Eukaryota; Metazoa; Arthropoda; Insecta; Hymenoptera; Megachilidae
Product: coiled-coil domain-containing protein 42 like-2
Source: RefSeq, a predicted model, not a curated record